Molecule: messenger RNA, 1892 nt
Organism: Chaetomium fimeti
Lineage: Eukaryota; Fungi; Ascomycota; Sordariomycetes; Sordariales; Chaetomiaceae
Exons: 2
Coding region: 335-1663 (442 amino acids)
Source: RefSeq, a predicted model, not a curated record
UGGCGUGCAGUCAAACUCUCUGGGGCUGAAUUGAAAAAGUCCACGAUUACAUCAUGAUCCCAGGCCUCUCUGUGGGCGAACACCGGACACCAACCUGUCAACUCGUCCUUGGGUUCCCCACAGCCCUCACUCAUUGCGCAUCCAUCUCCUUUACCUAUCUCCAUCAACUUCCGGAUUAGUGCUCCGCCCAAUUACUGCGAAGCACAUUCCGAACGCAUCCACCUCCAACGACAUCACUUCCAGCCACGGUUGAGAACAGGACGCGUGCAUUCCCUUCACGCCAAUGCCCCGCUACACAGGAGGCCCGGCUUGACUCGUGAUGGCAUGAGCAGCCAUGCCCAAGAUCAGGCAUCACCGUUCUUCGCGUCGCGCACCACCUCCUAAAGACAGCGAUUUUGAUCACGAAAUAAACCUAGUCGAUCGAGAUGAGGAGGAGAGCCCCCUUAGGUCCUCACUGGGCGGCCCGUCGACCCAGGGCGAAACUACAGCCACCGCCACAGAGUCCCAAGUGGAUGAUGGAGAGGAUGGGAUCAGCGGGGAAGUGACGGGGCGGGAAGAUGCAGGGCAGCCUUCUGUCGUAGUAGAGGGACCGACGCCGCAGGUAGAGCUUGGCGAUCCCGUGUCAAAGAUACAAACCACAAAACACCACGCCAAGCCCAAGACACCUGAAUCGGCGGUCGACAUCUUGUACGAAAACCAACGAGGCGGGUUUCUCUGCGGCAUGCCACUCUUUUCCUCUAUGGCUCUUGGCAACCUCGACCCCCCCGCAUGGACCAACUUCGCCCACAGGCCCAGUCCAACCAAUAUAAACACGGCACAAGUGCCCGAUCCCAGCUGGGAAUGGGCUUGGCCAGAAUGGCGCAUCAACCACGACGAGGGCGUGGACGAGGACGGCUGGGAAUACUCCUUUGCGUUUUCUAAGAAAUUCGCGUGGCAUAAGGCGCGGUGGUGGAACUCGUUCGUCCGUCGGCGGGCGUGGAUCAGGAAACGGGUGAGGAAGGACGCAGGCUAUCUCGCACAGGGCCCGCACAUGCUCAAUCCCGAAUAUUUUACGAUUCGGCCAUCUUCCGAAACAGCUCGGGACGGCAGCCCUAGCAGGGCCUCCAGUGUCCGUGGUAGUAGAGUAAGCAUGAGCACGGUCAACUUGGAGGGCGUCGAGCCACCCGUCAUUGAGCACGCCGACGGGCUCUUGCACGUUCUCCGCGUGUCCCGGAUUGACAGGGAGAAGAUCGAAGCCGUCGAUAACUACCUCGAAAACUCCCAGGAGAACUUGGAAGGGCUGCAAUCAAUCAUGCACGAUAUCAUGGCCCUCUUUGUCUUUCAAGCAUCGCGUCGGGUCCUCUUGAGCAAGUUGACCGAUAUUUACGACAUGACCCUUGCGGAGCACAAGAAGGAGAAGGACCCAAGCCCGGAUCUGGAUCAAAGAGUCAAGAACCUCGCCGCGGCCGUCACACAUGCAGACGAAGAGGUGAAAAGGCUGGAGUAUUGGAGCGAUGCGAAGGACAUAGCCGAGGAAGGGGGCUCGAAGGGUGCUGUUGAUCAAGAGCAGGGCUGGGAUUCCACCUGGCGAGGGGUGGACAGGUCCGGCCCAUCAGGGCCUCCCGCUCCUAAAGACGAAACUAAGAAGGGAGGUGUAAAUAACCUUCACGAGGACGGAGCAUGAUAGCAAGCAUGGUCUACGGAGUACCGUUACGAAAAUAAGUUCAAUAUGGGGUGCUGGAGUCGGGCAGGGAUACCUAGGAUACCCGUAUGUGCAGCUUUCGACAUUUUUAUGCCUCCUUCCUUGCCUCUAUGGGUAUUUGCACCUACUACGUAUAUCGAUACGCCUUCAUCAAGCGAAGGUUGCGUUUUACCGUGUAGAAAGAAGCUCACCCAUGGUUGAGUUGACACUG